UCAUAUAUGGCUUAUUAAACGGAUCAUGCACUUUUGCUCCUGCGAGUAGAACGUAGGGGCAGUAGGGUGUUUAUAAUGAAGUAAGGCAUCUUCUGUUUUUAAGGUAUGGGCACUUUUGCAGACAUUUGAAACACGGAGCAACUUUGCAAUAAACUGAAUUUUCAGGAUCGUGUCUCCAUUGUUACAGACUACAAACAAACCCUGGGUGUAGUCUGGUCUUACACUCCUUGCCUCUGUAGGUUAUCAAGGUGGGAGUGGAGUGAUGAGUACAGGAUCGGACUACGAGGGGCUUGUUCCUAUUCUAUAAACAUGGAAUCGCACAGGUUGGCAUCGGAGUUGUAGACAAAAAAAAGCUAAUUUUUAAUUGAGCGUGCAGAGUUUUGUUUUUAUAUGCAUUGAGACUAUAAAAUAAAUGCCAGCAAAGGUGACGAUGGCCUUUACUAUUCCUGCACCAGACUGUACUGGUAAAUCCGGUAAUUGGGGUAAUGAGGUUGCUAAAUACGCCCUUGUGAAUAAUCUUCGUGGGUGCACAGUUUAUAAAGGAGUUGCUAGAAUUUGGAAGGGCAGGCAUGGAGGUUCUUGCUCUCGGAGUAUUUCCUUUACAUUUCAGGAGGAGUUAGGUUUUAAUAAGAGAGGGAGCCGCCCAUGAACCGAAAGAUGCCAGAACCGUCCCCUGAAAAUAUUGAGCUGCCAAAUUUAUGUCAUGGGUUCAGCAUGUUCCUCUUCCCCAGCUAUAAAUGCCAGAUUGGCAGGAGAACAGAUGCGGAGAGGAUGGUGUGGGUUUCAUAUGUAGCUGUACUGCAAAUAUUUGUCUUAAAUCUAGAAGAUGCAGGUAAAUUAUUCACCUUCUGUUGUGGGUGUUCAGAAAGAGUCUGUGCGGCUGAAUGGCCUCCCCUCCCCCCACAUCCAGACAUUUAUGUUUAGAAAGCGUAGGUGGACAGGAGCCAGAAUCUACACCUACAUAUGUUUUUGUGUUAGGAACAGUAGCCGGCAGGUGAAGUCUAGAGCAUUUCCAUUCUAUGUACCUCGGCCAUCCUAAAAACACAUGGCGGCUUUCUUCUGUAAAGUGCGCCACACCUGUCUCCAGGUUCUGUGUGGUUCUGCGGCUCAGUCCGAUCCACACCUGUCUCCUGGUUCUGUGUGGUACUGCGGCUCAGUCCGAUCCACACCUGUCUCCAGGUUCUGCGGCUCAGUCCGAUCUACACCUGCCUCCAGGUUCUGUGUGGUUCUGCGGCUCAGUCUGAUCUACACCUGCCUCCAGGUUCUGUGUGGUUCUGCGGCUCAGUCCGAUCCACACCUGUCUCCAGGUUCUGUGUGGUUCUGCGGCUCAGUCCGAUCCACACCUGUCUCCUGGUUCUGUGUGGUUCUGCGGCUCAGUCCGAUCUACACCUGCCUCCAGGUUCUGUGUGGUUCUGCGGCUCAGUCUGAUCUACACCUGCCUCCAGGUUCUGUGUGGUUCUGCGGCUCAGUCCGAUCUACACCUGCCUCCAGGUUCUGUGUGGUUCUGCGGCUCAGUCUGAUCUACACCUGCCUCCAGGUUCUGUGUGGUUCUGUGGCUCAGUCUGAUCUACACCUGCCUCCAGGUUCUGUGUGGUUCUGCGGCUCAGUCCGAUCCACACCUGCCUCCAGGUUCUGUGUGGUUCUGCGGCUCAGUCCGAUCCACACCUGCCUCCAGGUUCUGUGUGGUUCUGCGGCUCAGUCCGAUCCACACCUGCCUCCAGGUUCUGUGUGGUUCUGCGGCUCAGUCCGAUCCACACCUGCCUCCAGGUUCUGUGUGGUUCUGCGGCUCAGUCUGAUCUACACCUGCCUCCAGGUUCUGUGUGGUUCUGCGGCUCAGUCCGAUCCACACCUGCCUCCAGGUUCUGUGUGGUUCUGCGGCUCAGUCCGAUCCACACCUGCCUCCAGGUUCUGUUUGGUUCUGCAGCUCAGUCCGUUUCACUCCACUGGAGCUGAGCAGCAGAAAAAUCACAUGGACACGUGUAGAGCAGUGUGUGGAAGAAAGCCAUAUUUUUCUAAUCCUGUGCGACCUCUUUAAUCUUUCGU
Bufo bufo (common toad) is the source of this 2043-nucleotide messenger RNA. RefSeq lists its product as uncharacterized. The coding region runs from base 1046 to 2035 and encodes 329 amino acids. Lineage: Eukaryota; Metazoa; Chordata; Amphibia; Anura; Bufonidae. The transcript is spliced from 4 exons. The record is from RefSeq and is a predicted model, not a curated record.